AUGUCCCAGGAUUAUCUGUGCAGCCGGCAGACUAUGCUGGCCGUUGCCCUUUCUUUAGGUUAUUUCAUGUAUUUGUUCAUGGGAGCGAUGAUGUUCCAGAUUCUAGAGAAACCAGCAGAGACCAGUACGAGGGACCAGUUCCAAAUUGCAAAACUCAGUUUCCUCCAGAACUACACAUGUUUGGAUGUGAAAGCCCUUGAGCAGUUCGUACAGAUUAUAAUGGAGGCCUGGGAGAAGGGCUUGAAUCCGAAAGGAAAUGCCACCAAUCCAAGCAACUGGGACUUUAGCAACUCCUUCUUUUUUGCUGGAACCGUCAUCACAACUAUAGGUUAUGGUAAUUUAUACCCCAGCACUGUUGCCGGACAAGUCUUCUGCGUGUUCUAUGCAUUGUUUGGGAUUCCUCUCAAUGUGGCAUUUUUAAACCUUAUUGGGAAAGGGUUAAAUGGCCACCUGCUGGCACUAGGAAGAUGUGCACAAGAACCUGACGGCUCGGGGAUAAUGAAGAUAAUGAUGAUGGCGGUCUAUCUUACCACUGGCUCCCUGUUAUUCCUGGUCUUCCCUCCCAUGAUCUUCAGUUACGUGGAAGGCUGGAGCUACGGCGAGGGUUUUUACUUUGCGUUUAUCACCCUCAGCACCAUUGGAUUUGGAGAUUACGUGUUAGGAACGGACCCAAACAAGCAUUAUAUUUCCAUCUAUAGGAGCUUAGCGGCGCUCUGGAUUAUAUUUGGCCUUGCGUGGCUCGCUUUGGUUUUUAAUCUCUUGGCCAACUUGGUGGAAAAACUGAUUCAUCUCAAAACUCACAGGAACCAAACUAUAAGAGAGGACAACGCUGUGCAGAAGUGUGAAGACCACCCAGGGCAAACCAGAGUCCAGAAAUGA
Messenger RNA from Pelobates fuscus (common spadefoot toad), 879 nucleotides. RefSeq names its product potassium channel subfamily K member 16-like. The record is from RefSeq and is a predicted model, not a curated record. Gene Ontology annotation, molecular function: outward rectifier potassium channel activity; potassium ion leak channel activity. The coding region runs from base 1 to 879 and encodes 292 amino acids. Gene Ontology annotation, biological process: stabilization of membrane potential; potassium ion transmembrane transport. The transcript is spliced from 5 exons. Lineage: Eukaryota; Metazoa; Chordata; Amphibia; Anura; Pelobatidae. Gene Ontology annotation, cellular component: plasma membrane.